AUGGCUGAACAAGUCGAGAGGGCAUUCCUCAAACAGCCAACCAUUAAUCUGAAUAACAAGGCUCGUUUGCUAUCCGGCAAUAAGAAGGUUCCUCGAUAUGUUCGCAAUAUUGGACUCGGCUUCAAGACACCACGUGAGGCAAGCCAAGGUACUUACAUUGACAAGAAGUGCCCAUGGACUGGAAACUGUUCGAUUCGUGGCAAUAUUUUGACUGGUGUCGUGCUCAAAAACAAAAUGACAAGGACGAUAAUAGUUCGUCGUGAUUACCUUCACUUCGUGAAGAAGUACCGUCGUUUCGAAAAGCGACACAAGAAUGUGCCGGCUCAUUGCUCGCCAGCUUUCCGUGACAUCGCUCCUGGAGAUCUGGUCACAAUCGGAGAAUGCCGUCCACUUUCAAAAACUGUCCGAUUCAAUGUCUUGAAAGUAAACAAAGCUGGAUCGACAAAGAAAGGAUUUGCUAAAUUCUAA
Messenger RNA from Angiostrongylus costaricensis, 468 nucleotides. Lineage: Eukaryota; Metazoa; Nematoda; Chromadorea; Rhabditida; Metastrongylidae. The record is from the annotation of a GenBank genome assembly.